This is a messenger RNA of Grus americana (Whooping crane), 5984 nucleotides long. RefSeq names its product La ribonucleoprotein 1B (gene LARP1B). Gene Ontology annotation, molecular function: RNA cap binding. The record is from RefSeq and is a predicted model, not a curated record. The transcript is spliced from 19 exons. NCBI's taxonomy places the organism in Eukaryota, Metazoa, Chordata, Aves, Gruiformes, Gruidae. Gene Ontology annotation, biological process: positive regulation of translation; mRNA stabilization. Gene Ontology annotation, cellular component: cytosol; cytoplasmic stress granule. The coding region runs from base 323 to 3421 and encodes 1032 amino acids.
CCCCCCUCCACGCGGGUAGGGCCGAGCCGCGCCGCAGCGGGGCCGGGAGCAACUCCCGUCCCUCCGGAAGCGGCGGCUCGGGUCGCUCUCCCUCGCCCCUCCUUGGGGAAGACGUUGCGCUGCGGGAGGCGCUCGCUGAAUGAGCGGUUGAGGGAAAGGAGGGAGCGAGCGGCGCUCCGGCCCGGCCCGGGGGAGCUGACAGGGGAUCUCCCGGAGCCCCGACCGGCGGGGCGGGGCGGCGGCGAGGGGAGGAGGCGGGCCCUCCGCCUUGGCUUCCCCGCGGCCGCCCUGGCUGGCGGCCCCUCGCGGCGGGCGGCAGGGCAUGUCCGCGGCGCAGGUGUCGGCGGCGCCCGCCGAGCGGCGGGGCUGGGGCGCUGAGGACGGCGGCGGCCCGACGGCCAGCCGGCCCCGGGAGUCGGAGGAACUGCGACAACCGGAGCCCGGCUCGCCCCGCGGGGAGGAGGCCGCGGAGGAGUGCGGCCGGCGGCAGCCGGCAGUAGAAGCCCCGCCGCCCAAGGAGAACCCGUGGACGAGGCGCAGACCCACGCGGGACAGUCCUUCCCCGCCCGCGGCGGACGGGCAGCUCGUCCCGCAGGACCCAGAACUACAAAAUUCCACUAAAGUUAUAAAAGCAGCAAAACCCAGGACAAGGAAAUGCAGCAAGGCUGGUGAUUUUGCUGAUAUCACAAACUGGCCCACACCAAGCGAAAUAGCAAACAAUGAAUGUAAGACUGUAAGUCACAGUAAGAAGCCAACAAAUAGAAGAGAAAAGGAGGAGAAAUCCGAUCAAAAAAGCAAUAAUGGAAUCAAGGACAACCCUGAGGCAAAGCCAGAUGGUCCAGGAGAUAAUAUUAGUGAAGAUGAAGCUCAAACUAAUAACCAAAGGAAAAAAGGUAACAAGCAGAAAUGGGUGCCACUUCACUUGGAUGACGUAAGAUCAGACAGUCAAGAAAGACCAGGGUCUCGAACUAGCUCAAGAUUUCUGCUGGAAACAAACAAGUUAAUACCUCAUAACAACAGACGGACUGAGACAAGAAAUUGGCGUCGUGAUAGAGAAAAGAGAGAUGAUCACGAUGAAGUGUGCAGCGUGAGAAGUGAAGGUGGCAGCGUUCGAGGAUUCUCCAGAGGCAGAGGAAGAGGACGAGGCAGAGGAAGAGGACGAGGCAGAGGAAACCCUAGAAUGAACUUUGAAUAUUCUGUUGGUUACCAAGAACUGUACGGUGAAGGAACUGACCAAGUAUUUCAACCUGAGCUUAAUGCUAGUGUGAUGUAUUACUAUGGUGAUGGAACAGGAGUGCAGAUGUAUUCUGUGGAUGAAGCACUUCUCAAAGAAUAUAUAAAACAUCAAAUUGAGUAUUAUUUCAGCACAGAAAAUUUGGAAAGAGACUUCUUUCUGAGGAGAAAGAUGGACCAACAAGGAUUUCUGCCUGUUUCAUUGAUUGCUAGCUUCCGUCGGAUGCAAGCUCUGACUACAAAUGCUGCGCUCAUUUUGGAGGCCCUAAAGGAUAGUACAGAGGUUGAAACCGUGGAUCAGAGGAUAAGAAAACGGGUUGAUCCAGAAAAGUGGCCAAUUCCAGGUCCUCCUCCAUGCAGUCUGCCGCCAACUGACUUUUCUCAGCUCAUCAAUUGUCCAGAAUUCAUACCAGGCCAAAUUUUUGGCUCACAUACUGAGUCUGCACCAAGUUCUCCAAGAAUGGCAAGCCCGCUGAGUCCAAAGGAAAAUGCUGAAACGAGCAAUUUUCAGACAAUAUCUAAAGGAUUGUCUACAAGUUUGCCUGAUUUGGACUCUGAACCUUGGAUAGAAGUGAAGAAGAGGCAUCGUGCAUCCAUGGUCAAACUAAAGGAAAGUGUUCCUAUACCUGAUCAAACAUCAGAUCAACAACAGCAACCCCCACCUCCAAAGGAACAAGAACAAGAAGAACUUGAUUUUCUGUUUGAUGAAGAGAUGGAACAAAUUCAAGGUCGGAAGAAUAAAUUUACUGAUUGGUCAGACAGCGAUUCCGAUUAUGAAAUUGAUGAUCAGGACGUAAACAAGAUUUUGAUUGUAACACAGACACCCCCAUACAUGAGAAAACAUCCUGGUGGAGAUCGUACUGGCAACCAUGUAUGCCGUGCAAAAAUUACAUCGGAACUUGCUAAAGUCAUUAAUGAUGGCUUAUACUAUUAUGAACAGGAUUUGUGGAUGGAGCAAUGUGAAAAUGACACUAUGAUGAAGCAAGAGAUUGAGAACUUUAAGAAGCUGAAUCUCAUUAGUAAAGAAGAAUUCGAUGGUCUUGCACCAGAACCAAUUGCUGAUCUAACCCAAGAAGUUCCACCAGGACCCCCAGGGUUACAGAAAGAUUUAGCAGAGGAGCUGGCUUGUAAUUUCUUAAGUAUUGAAGUACCCCCAACAGCUGCAAUAGCUCAAUCGCUGCCAACAGCAGUUCCAGAUUCCCCCUGUGUUCACCCUGGCUUUACCCCGCGAACGCCUCGCACCCCGAGGCUACAGGAUCCCAAUAAAACACCCAGGUUCUACCCUGUUGUUAAAGAAGCACGAUCCAUUGAUGUAAAGACUCCAAGAAAAAGAAAAACACGACACAGUACAAAUCCUCCCUUAGAAUGCCACGUCGGUUGGGUGAUGGAUUCUAGAGACCACAGGCCAGGAACUUCCUCUGUGAGUUCGAAUGCUUCGCCUUCAGAAGGAGCUCCACUGGCAGGAAAUUAUGGGUGUACCCCAAAUUCUCUUCCAAAAUUUCAGCAUCCUUCUCAUGAACUGUUAAAGGAAAAUGGCUUUACUCAACAGGUGUACCACAAAUACCGUCGAAGGUGUCUAAUGGAGAGGAAACGGUUGGGAAUUGGCCAGUCCCAAGAAAUGAACACACUCUUUCGUUUCUGGUCCUUUUUUCUGAGAGAUCACUAUAACAAGAAAAUGUAUGAAGAAUUCAAACAACUUGCUCUAGAUGAUGCAAAAGAACACUACAGGUAUGGAUUGGAAUGCUUGUUUAGAUUUUACAGCUAUGGCCUAGAAAAGAAAUUCAGGCAAGAAAUUUUCAAGGAUUUCCAAGAAGAAACAAAGAGAGACUAUGAAGCUGGUCAGCUAUAUGGACUGGAAAAAUUUUGGGCUUAUCUGAAAUACUCUCAGCACAAGACUCCAGCUAUUGACCUCAAACUGCAAGAAUACCUUAGUAAAUUUAAGAGACUAGAGGACUUCAGAGUGGAUCCUCCUAUUAGUGAAGAAUCUGGCAGAAAGAGACCAGUUGCUGCAACAGGUGAGGAUUCAGGUCAUCGCAGACAGCAGUCUAAUUCUUCUAAAACACUUCUUGCUGCUGCCUGUCCGUCCCAGGCACUGGGAUGCGUUACCGGUGGGAAUGUCGUGCAAGCGUCUGUAGCCUGUAACAACGCUGCCGCAAAAUCUAUAGAAAGCGAUGUACCAGAAAAAUAGACUUAAGACGAGCUUGCGCCCUUGAAAAUCAACUUUUACAUCGCCCUUAAUUUGGAGAUCUUCAAGGCAAGCCAAUCUAAUACAUGAUUAAAAAUGAUGGGAAGAUUAAAAAUGUAUGGGAAGACAAAGGAUUGGAUUCUUUUUUUUCACUGGAUUUAGUUCCAAAACACUUACCCUAGGAGAGUUGCUCUUGGUUUUGGGAUCAUCGGAAGGAUCCUAGGGAAGAUUCUUUGGCUUCAGUAUUGCUUUCCUCAAGCUUUUGUUUACAGAGAACUGCAUUCCUUGCAUAUGCAAAAAAUACUUUGGGGAUGCCUUACAUUUCAGCUCGUAUUUCUUAAAAAAGGUAUGAUAUACCCAUGUUAUUUACUGUGCUUUCUUUACUCAGAUUUUCCCAUUAUUUGUAUUUUACCAAAGCAAAAAAGAUUACGUUAUAUGUAGAAUUUUAAAUGUAAAGGAAGGAUCUAUGCGAUUGGUUUGCUCUUGAAUCUAACUAUUAAAGAGUAUGGGUUUGUGCAAAAGCACACACAAGAAUGUGCAGCUCUAUAUGAAACUGUAUUUCUGGAUUCUAUUUAAAGAUAUAGUUUCUAUUUUUUUCAGGGUCUCCAUAGUUAGUAUUUUAUUAAGUAUGGAGUUUGAGUUGGAUAUAACUGGGAUAGUUUUGCAGAUAUUUGCUUCAGUACUGGUUCUUAAUAAUUCAAGCUACAAAAAAAAAAAAAAAAAAAAAAAAAAAAACCCCAAACCCCACCAAAAACCAAAAAAACAGGAAAAUGGAUCUGUUGAUUUCAUAGUGUCUUAAAUUAACAUACAGUAUCUACAGUUUGUGCAGGUUGUUAAAUAGCAAACUAUUCAAAUCAUUCUCAGCUUGAGAGGUGUCUUCAUUUGAAUUCUUUUAUGAUUAGGAAGUACUCUACCAGGAAAGGCAUCACUUUUGAUUUUUUUUCUCCAUAUUUCAAGUAAUAAAAAUGAGUUUGGAGGGAAACAAAGUAUUCCUUGUAAAUUUUAUUUUUUGCUUUAUUUUGCAAUAUCUGAACAAAGUUCUGCUUAAAUUGUGCUAGCUAAACCUAAAUAAUUUCAAACAGGUCUAAAUACAAUUUCACUGAAUGUAAGUUAUUCUGUAGCUGAAAGAUGGGGAUGUUUACAUCCUGUAAUUUCUUAUUAACGUCAUUACUUUGUUUUUCAAGACUCACAAAGAACUGAGUGGGUGAGUUAUCUCUUCCAAGGGUAGGUGAGAAGUAUUUCAGCUUUUUGUCAGUUAACUGCAGAAAAGAUUUCAGUUAACUUGUAAAGUUCAAAAGUUAUGUCUAGCACAAAUGGCUUAAGCCGUAAAGGUGUCCUAACUGACUGUGCAGCCACCUACAGGGCUUUCAGCUUGUAUCAGAUCUCAGAGGUUACUAAUUUUUCAGUCAUGGUCUUGUGAAUCUCAAUGAACCAAAUUACAACUGUUUGCAUUGUAAAGGGGUGUAUAUUGGCAGUGGCCUUCCCAACAGUUAAUACAAUUUCAAUGCAAAAUUGAGCCUUUUGUAAAUGGCCUGCUCUAAAUGAAUUUAAAUGAACACAUAAUAUUUUAAUAUCCUAUAAAUAUGCUGAAGUGACACAUCUCAAUCCUGUGUUUGAUCCAUGCCUUUUGCUAUCCAAGAAAAUGAUGCGAAUGUAAAUUUGGAUUGAAAUUGUAUAUACAAGUAAUAGAUUUAAGAUAUUUCCUUUCAAUUUUUCAUUGGAAAAUGUGCAGAUUAAGCUUUUAGUGUGUGUAAUUUUGUGAUAUCUUGACAAAUUUUAUAAAAACAAACAAAAAACCCCUAAUAGUGUUGUAUAUCAACUUUUUUCCCCCUCAAAGCAUGAAGAAAAACCACUUGAGUACAAGGCUGUAGAUUUGCAUGUGAAUUUGUUGCCUCUGGUGGUAUCAGGGAAACCCAGCCCGUUUAAAGGCUGAGGUGGUUCUUGGAAUGUGAGCCAGCUUUCUUCAAGUUCAAUAUUCAUUUAUUUUUUUCAUAAGACCGGGUAUUUGUCAAAGAAGAAUAUGACAGGUGAAUGAUAAAUACGGCUGAAAGCAGAGAGAGUGAAUACUUUACCUGCUGUCUGUCCUGUUGGCCUCUAUAGGGUAGUCACUUAGAUGGUGUCCCUUUUAUUUAGGGGGGAAAAACUCCACCCACAGCUCUGGCUACCUUUCAGGAAUGCCCCCUUUCACUUCCCAUGGGCUUGAAUCUUCCUUCUCUCCCCUUGCAGAUAGGUGGAAAAAACACUAUUUGCACUACUGCUGUUUGCACACUGAACUGAGAACAAAACCAAUGAAUUUUAGAGUAAACACCACUGACUUUGCUGGCUUAACGUGGUUAAUCACUCCUCAAUAGUUGGCAUACUUGUUAGAGCCAUAAAUUUGCCUUUGAACAUGCAUGUAUGUGUCCAGCAUCCUUUCUGAUGCCUUUUAGUUCCAUUUCAGCCAACCUUCAUUUUGUCUUUCUUAAGACUGGUUGUAUUCUAACAGUAGUCUAUUACUAAACACUUAGCAAGUCUUAGACCUGUCCUUGUCUAAAAAUUCCAUGUGUUUAUUAAAGAAUUUUGUUUA